GUUUUAAAAUAUGAGUGGUAGCAAAAGUCCAUUCUAGCCAAAUGAUUUUUAUUUUAAAAUAGUACAAUGAGCAUUGAGCACCUGUGUCCAACAUCCACCCACUGACCUUCUAUAUAUGUGUGACGAUGGGUUGGAGAAUUGUUACUCUGAUGCUUCUUGUGCCAUUCAUGAUUUCUUCCGGUUCUAUUGUCAAGAACCUGCCGGGUUUUGAUGGUCAACUUCCAUUCAACCUUCAAACUGGAUACAUAGGAGUGGGAGAAGGUGAAAAGGUGCAAAUAUUUUACUAUUUUGUGGAGUCUCAAACAAAUCCCCUCAUUGAUCCUGUUUUACUUUGGUUUGUUGGAGGUCCAGGAUGCUCUGGCCUUUCCGCAUUCUUUUUUGAAAAUGGGCCUUUAACAAUGGGUGACGAUUACAGUGACAACCUUCCAAACCUUAAAUUGAAUCCAUAUGGUUGGACACAUGUUGAAUAUGAUUUACAUAGAUAUUCCAGUUGGGACUGGAUUUUCUUACUCCCAAACGCAACAAGGCUACUACAGCAGUGAUACACUAUGGGUGGAUCAUGCAUAUUCUUUUAUACAAAAGUGGCUUGUUGUUCAUUCAAAGUUUAGCUCAAAUCCAUUUUAUAUUGGUGGUGGCUCAUAUUCAGGAAUAAUUACGGGUCCUCUUGUUCAAAAAGUAUAUCAAGGAAACCAAGCAAGACAUGUGCCACACAUAAACAUCAAAGGUUAUGUGAUUGCAAGCCCAUCUGUUGACACACAUCAGAUUUAUAGCACACAAGUUUUAUAUGCUUACCAUAUGUCUCUAAUACCAAAAGAACUUUAUGAGUCGCUGGAAGAAAAUUGUAAGGGUAAUUAUGUGAACAUCGAUCCAGACAACACAAAGUGUGUCUCAGAUUAUAAAGCUUAUUCUGAGCUAGUUCGUUAUAUAAACCAACAACAAAUUUUAGAACCUCUCUGUAUGACUACACCUGCUGUGAACCAAUUGAUUCAACAACCAGUUCAAGAUGAUCAAGAAUUACGGUGUAGAAGUUAUUAUCAUAUUCUUGUGAACAUAUGGGCAAACGAUGAAAAUGUAAGGAAAGCCCUUCAUAUAAGAGAGGGAACUAAAGGGGAGUUCUUGAGAUGCAACAAAACUUUGGAAUACACACAAAAUCUACAACCUAGUGUUAUAGAUUAUUAUCGCAAUCUCACCAAUGCCAAUAUCCAAGCUCUCGUUUAUAGUUCUGAUCUUGACAUGGCAAUACCACAAGUGGGUACACAAGAAUGGAUAAAGUCAUUGAAUAUGAGCAUACAUGACAAAUGGCGUGCAUGGUUUGUUGAAGGUCAAGUUGCAGGAUUCACGGAAAUAUACAAAAUGAAACAAGACCAUUACUUAACAUAUGCGACCGUAAAGGGUGCUGGACAUGUGGCCCAGACAUUUAAGCCCAAGGAAGUUUAUAAUUUGAUCAAGAGGUGGUUUUCAUUUUCUCUUAUCUAAUUAUUCUUGUGCUAAGCAGAGAAAGGGAAACAUCGCAAUUCGAAUUUUGUCUAGGAGAUAAAUAAAGUCUGGUUGUUCCAUCUAAGAUCUAAAUUGGAAAUCUCCCCAACAAUUUUCUCUUAUCUAUUGAUGGAGAAUAAAUUUUAAGGUUCAACAGUUCCAAAAACAGCUUUAUUAACAACAUGUUUAAGAUUCCCUUCGGAAAUAGGUGAAGUACUUGAACUCCAAACAAACAAACAUGUGUAACUCUUUGUUAUUAGGUCCAUUACCGCUCCCACCACCAAUGCUAUCUUUCUUCUUUCUUC
This is a messenger RNA of Vicia villosa (hairy vetch), 1781 nucleotides long. RefSeq names its product serine carboxypeptidase-like 18. Gene Ontology annotation, biological process: secondary metabolic process; proteolysis. The transcript is spliced from 14 exons. Bases 448 to 1476 code for a protein of 342 amino acids. Gene Ontology annotation, molecular function: acyltransferase activity, transferring groups other than amino-acyl groups; serine-type carboxypeptidase activity. The record is from RefSeq and is a predicted model, not a curated record. Lineage: Eukaryota; Viridiplantae; Streptophyta; Magnoliopsida; Fabales; Fabaceae.